GUUGCCUGCGGCUCGUUCUCCCCUCCUACAUACCUGCAUCUGCGCAUGUUCGAGAUGGCCAAAGAUACGAUCCUCGAAGAUGCCAAAUACGAAAUCAUGGGCGGGUACUACUCCCCCGUCUCAGACAGGUACAAGAAGUCCGGGCUCGCGCCCGCCCUGCACCGUGUGCGGAUGUGCGAGCUCGCGGUCGAGUACACCUCUACUUGGCUCAUGGUCGACGCUUGGGAAGCGACGCAGGACGAGUACCAGCGCACGGCGAUCGUUUUGGAGCACUUUGAUGCUGAGAUCAAUAGGGACGGAGGGGUGCUCAUGGCUGAUGGGUCGAGGAAGAGGGCGAAGAUCCUCCUGCUCGCGGGAGGGGACUUGAUCGAGUCCUUUGGACAUCCGGGCGUGUGGGCAGAGGAGGACCUCCAAAUCAUCCUCGGCCGCUUUGGGUGCAUCAUCGUUGAGCGCACAGGCUCAGACGUAUGGGCCUUCCUACUCUCCCAUGACAUUCUCUACCAGCACCGGGGCAACGUCAUCGUCGUGAAACAGCUCAUUUACAACGACAUCUCUUCUACCAAAGUCAGGCUGUUCGUACGUCGCGGGAUGAGUAUCAAGUACCUCCUGCCUAACUCGGUCAUCCAGUAUAUUUAUUCCAAUAGGCUGUACGGGCACAACCCCGAUGCGUACCCUACAUGA
Dacryopinax primogenitus is the source of this 681-nucleotide messenger RNA. RefSeq lists its product as uncharacterized. The annotation marks the transcript as partial. The record is from RefSeq and is a predicted model, not a curated record. The transcript is spliced from 5 exons. Gene Ontology annotation, biological process: NAD+ biosynthetic process. Gene Ontology annotation, molecular function: nicotinate-nucleotide adenylyltransferase activity; nicotinamide-nucleotide adenylyltransferase activity. Lineage: Eukaryota; Fungi; Basidiomycota; Dacrymycetes; Dacrymycetales; Dacrymycetaceae.